Messenger RNA from Uloborus diversus, 3016 nucleotides. RefSeq names its product AP-2 complex subunit mu (gene AP-2mu). Gene Ontology annotation, cellular component: cytoplasmic vesicle; AP-2 adaptor complex. Bases 206 to 1513 code for a protein of 435 amino acids. Gene Ontology annotation, molecular function: clathrin-cargo adaptor activity. The transcript is spliced from 3 exons. Lineage: Eukaryota; Metazoa; Arthropoda; Arachnida; Araneae; Uloboridae. Gene Ontology annotation, biological process: clathrin-dependent endocytosis; intracellular protein transport. The record is from RefSeq and is a predicted model, not a curated record.
AUCUAAAUUGCGGUGAGAAAAUAAUUUGGUGGUGGGAGGUUACCGACUGUUGAAAAUGUGGCACAUUUGACAUCUUUUGAAUGGUGGAAAUUUAGGUAUGGUUAGAGGGAAGAUCAAACAUAGUUUUCUAGCGAGAAGAUAACCCGAGACUGCGUUGAGUUCCAUUUGCUGGUUCCGACUUCAAGUGAUAUUUGAAAGCUGAAAAAUGAUUGGAGGGUUAUUUAUUUAUAACCACAAGGGAGAAGUCCUGGUGUCUCGAGUGUUUCGGGACGACAUCGGAAGGAAUGCAGUCGAUGCGUUCCGAGUAAAUGUCAUUCACGCGCGACAGCAAGUACGAAGUCCAGUAACAAACAUAGCUCGCACCAGCUUCUUCCACAUCAAGAGGAGCAACAUUUGGCUGGCUGCCGUCACGAAACAGAAUGUCAAUGCUGCUAUGGUGUUUGAAUUCCUACUGAAGAUGGUAGAAGUGAUGCAGUCGUACUUCGGGAAGAUAAGCGAAGAGAACGUGAAAAAUAACUUUGUGCUUAUCUACGAGCUUCUGGAUGAAAUACUCGAUUUCGGGUACCCUCAGAAUACGGAUACUGGAAUUCUGAAAACCUUCAUCACGCAGCAGGGCGUGAAGUCCCAAACGAAAGAGGAGCAAACUCAGAUCACAACGCAAGUCACGGGUCAGAUCGGUUGGCGUCGCGAGGGCAUAAAGUACCGAAGAAACGAGCUCUUUCUGGAUGUUCUGGAAUAUGUAAACCUUUUAAUGUCUCCCCAGGGCCAGGUGUUGAGUGCACACGUGGCAGGGAGGGUCGUUAUGAAGUCGUACCUAUCUGGAAUGCCAGAGUGCAAAUUCGGUAUCAACGACAAGAUCACCAUGGAGAGCAAGGGGAAGAGCAGCACGUUAGAUGAUCCCAGUCGAAGCUCUGGAAAGACAUCGAUAGCCAUCGAUGACUGCCAGUUCCACCAGUGCGUCAAAUUGAGCAAAUUCGAGAGUGAGCACAGCAUCAGCUUCAUACCUCCCGACGGAGAAUUCGAGCUAAUGAGGUACAGGAUCACGAAGGAUAUCAGCUUCCCGUUCCGUAUCAUCCCCCUGGUGAGAGAAGUGGGCCGCACCAAGAUGGAGGUGAAGGUCGUGCUGAAGUCCAACUUCAAGUCUUCUCUCAUCGGACAGAAGAUAGAAGUGCGCAUCCCGACGCCCCUGAACACCAGCGGGGUUCAGCUCAUAUGCAUGAAGGGCAAGGCCAAAUACAAGGCGAGCGAAAAUGCGAUCGUUUGGAAGAUCAAGCGCAUGGCCGGCAUGAAAGAAACGCAGUUGAGUGCCGAGAUCGAACUCUUGCAGACGGAUACCAAAAAGAAGUGGAAUCGGCCUCCCAUAUCCAUGAAUUUCGAAGUACCGUUCGCUCCCUCUGGUCUUAAAGUCAGGUACCUAAAAGUGUUUGAACCUAAAUUGAACUAUAGCGAUCACGAUGUCAUAAAAUGGGUCCGUUACAUCGGCAGGAGUGGCCUAUACGAAACCAGAUGUUAACAUUCAAUUUAGGUAUUGCAUGCUAUUUGGAUGUGUGUUAGAAUGUGUAUGUUAUAUUAUGGAAAAGUAUAAACUUAUGAGAUUAACUCAAUUAUGUGCUAUUAUAUGAAAGUGUUCUAACAGUGUAUUGUAUUAAUGUUGUUGCUAAAGAAUUUUCAGUCUGUUACUGUAAGCACACAAUGUUUAGUGUUAGCUUCACUCUUGUUAUAGCAAUAAAGUAUAAAAGAUGUUUUUCCUCAAAUUUUAAUUUUAUUUAAAUUUCUGUAUCUUUUUAUUAUAAUCUUUUACUGUUUUUUAAAGUACAAACAUUCCAAGCCUUGCCAGUGUAUAUUAUAAAGUGAAUUUAAUUUCUUUCUGAAGACUUGUCUUUGUUGACAAGUUAUUGGAUUAUUGGUUGGAGGGCCAAUAAUUGUUUGCCAAAAAUUUCAAAUUCAAAAAAUUGCCGAAGACUUGUGGACUGCUUUCAUUUUAAAACUUGAAAGGAAAAAAGUAAACCAAUGAUGGUUUUGCUAUCGGUUAAUGUAAUGUUGCUAAUAUUUCAUCCGCGUCUUUAAAAGCAUUGUAGUAGGAAGCUAGUGAUUGUUGCGUGACAUGUAGUCAUGCUUUAAUAUUCUAUCAAAAAUUAUAUUACAUAUACUUGUGUUAGUAUUGAUAUUAAAAUGUUUGAAUAUAAUUCAGAUUUGUAACCUAUUUUAGUGCACUUUCAAACAUUUGGAGGAAACUAUUUUGACAGCCUUUUUUUUUUCUUUUCUAACAACUGAACAAAACCAAAAGUUUUCUUUUCAAGUGCUUAGGGAAACUGAAAAAAAAUCUGGCUAGCAUUGGUAAAAUUGCUUUAGGAAUUUUCUUCCCGACUUGAUUGAUAUUUAAGAACUAUGUGAUUCAUUUAACCUAAAUUUGAUGAAAAAGUGCCUUUUUUUAUAACUCAAAUUAAUUCCCCUUAGAUAAAAUACCGUGUUAAAUUUUAUUCAAUUCAAAACCUGGGAAUUUUUCUUUCAACAAACAUACUGUAGUGAUGUAGACCACAUUCCAGUUUUUUAUAUUAAGUCCACUUUUUAGAUACAAUGUAUCAACCCUUAAAAUAUAAAAUUAAAUGAGGAAUAAAAAGUUCGUAGGAAAAAACUUGUGACUACAAUAGUUUCUAAUGUGUGAUUUUAAAGAAAGGUCUUGCUUUGUUUUUUUAUUCACUUCGUUAGAUAUCCAUUUCAUAUGUACAUAUCCAGCUAGAAAUUAUGUCUGUUAAAAUUUGUUUCAUUUCAUAUGUUGAAUAUUUUUAAGAUUGUUAUAAAAUGAAAUGUAUAAUUUCUAUUAUGUUUUAUAUCCUUUAAAAUAUUUAAUGCAUUUGCAGAGUUCUCAGAUUUUCUUUAAAAUUUCUUCUCAAAGGUAUUUUGUUCACAAAAACGACUUGCUGCAUAAACUUGCAUUUAAAAUUAAAGUUAUUUAACUAUGUGAUCAUUAAUUUUCCAAAAAUUUAGUGUAACCUAAUAAAAUUUUUAUUCUGAA